GAAUCUUCAAGCAGUGAAGAUGAUUCAGAUGAUUUGAGUGAAAUAUCUUUUUCACGUCCGCGGAAAAAUCAUCAUGUUGAUGCGAAUGAUGACAACUCGGAGGACAAACCUGUAAUGGAACAUUAUGACCCAAAGCUGGAAAAAACACUUAAUACUCUUACCGUUCUUAUUAAAUCCAAGAAGCGUUCCUCGGUAAACGAGGUUUAUGUUGAUAUCCCUCCGCGAAAAAAAGUUCGUGGAUUAUACAAAAAGGAAAUGUCAGAAAGUGAACUUGUUUAUAGUGAACAAGAGUGUUUAGAUGCAUUGAUGUCUGCAAAUUCUGGUGAUUCGAUGUCCGACAAUGAUUAUGAAAAAUUUUACCUCGAUGAUUUUAUUUUUUAUGACAUCUCGGAUAAUGAGGAUGUUCUUUUUGAAGAUUUUAGAUCCGAAUUUUUUGACUGGAUAACAAAACAUAGACAAGAUGAUAGUAUUUUUAAAAAAUGGCUUAGUGAAGUCAACGGUAAUACAGAUUUUCGAUCAGUUGUUGCAAAUAACAUGCACUUAAUUUGGCAUGAAGCAUACAAUCUUGGAGAAGAUUAUUCGUGCUUGCCAUUCUUUACAGUUGUUACACCAAGAGUGUAUAAAUGGUUUAAUGACUUAUUCCCAGAGUUACUACAACCUUUAGGUAUUGAAUGUAUCCCGCUUGUAUACAUUCAGAAUGAAGAUGAAUUCAGAGAGAUUAAUUAUAAAAGCCAAUGGUUAUUCGAUAAUCCGCUUGAAGAACCGAAUUGUUUUGAACAAGUUACAGUUGAUGAUAUAACUCUUAAAGUAGGAGAUGCAGUUGAGGUGGUUGCUACUGACGGUUCUACUGAUGGUCAUCUCGAUUACUCUUUUUUCUGUCGUUAUCAAUAUUCUCACGAAACUGAAGAUUCAUUCUUGUCUUUCCAUCCGGGUUUACUUCCUAAAGAGGAUGGAUUGAUAUGCGGUUGUAAAAGACCUGAACCUAAUUAUUAUGAGGAGUUUAUUGAAAAGUAUAAUGUUAACGACUGUAUUCUAUUAAUGCCGCUUAAAGGAGACAUUUUGGAUUUGUACACAGUUUGCUGUAUUGAACGUUUCGAUUUAGAUAGAAAAUCUGUCUGGUUAAGACGAUUUUACAGAUGGAGCGAAACAUUUGUAAAACGACCCAAGGCACCGAUAAAUGAAGUUUUAUAUUCUGAAUAUGUUUUCGAAUUUAAUAAAUUUCAGCAUGUAGUUUGCUUAUGUCAUGUUGAGUUUGUUAAAUAUGGCAAAAAAAUACCUGUUAAUCUUCAACAUCGUGGUGCUGGAAAUCAUGUGGUUCAUUGGGUCGUGGAUUUGAGGAUGCAGGCUUCACACACUGCCAAUGGUAUGUUUGUUUGCUUUCAUAAAUAUUUGAUUAAGUGCAUUCAAUUAAAAAUUUUUCGGAUAAUAUAUAGGGCUAUUGAUAAAUACGAGGCUGCCAUAAAAACUUACAGGCACAAUCUUCAACAUGAUGAUAUUGAUAUAUUGAACCAGAGUGUCAAUAAUAUACUUUCUGAUGCAAUUUUGGGCGUUCCAAAAGCUCGAGUUCCAUCUAAA
Racocetra fulgida is the source of this 1575-nucleotide messenger RNA. The record is from the annotation of a GenBank genome assembly. Lineage: Eukaryota; Fungi; Glomeromycota; Glomeromycetes; Diversisporales; Gigasporaceae.